CAAAAACGUCAAAUUUACUCAGGUAAAAUUGGCAAAAUUUUCACAUAAAGUUGAAAAAAUCAGUGAUUAGACUCUGCCUGGGCCUCUCGCCCUCAUAUUUUGUUUCGAAUAAACGGUUCAUCCGACUGUAAUUGACUGUUUCUAAUUGUACAGCGAAAACUUCGUCCAGAAUCAUCGCUGGUAGGUAGCCGUUGCGCGUUGAGGAAAACAGAAUGUCCUCAACGGACGAUCGAGACGAUGGCGAAGGAGCCGAAUCGGACAUAAAAAUUAAGGAAGAACCAACCGACGAUUCAAUGGACGUGGAUUCCCCUCCUUCGCUGGGUCCAGCGGCGCUUGGGCUUCAUCCGGUGGGAAUGAAACUACCAACGAAAACCACUCCUACCCAACCGAUGCAGGCACUGAACGCCCGUGGGAUGCCAGCCCGUAUUCGCAAGAAAAACAAGUUGUUCUUCGAUGAGGAGCUGUUGAUCAACGAUAAGAUUCCGCCGAAGGGAAGCCCCAAGAAAGGCGGAUCGGGAUCGGUAACGUCUUCCCCGCAGAAGGGGCUGGUAACGCCAAGCAAGAGUUUGAACCGAUCGGCACAGAAGAAGAAACUGCUGUCGCGGUAUGAUCAGAUGAAAGACAGCUUGAAGAAGCGUAAGGAAGAUCCGGACGAGGACAGUACGAUGCGAGUUAUCAAUCCGAUCGCACUGCUGGAUAAGAAGGCUAGUCAGCGAAUUGGGCUGCGGUUGCGAAAUCUGCUUAAACUACCCAAAGCGCACAAAUUUGUCAGUUAUGAGUGGUUCUACAGUAACAUUGAUCGAUCGCUGUUCGACGGGGAGAACGAUUUUCAGAUGUGCCUCCGAGAGAUGUAUCCAGAUUUGAAGACACGGUUUUUGACCAGGGCCGAGUGGAACAAAAUUCGUAAAACUAUGGGCAAACCACGACGGUGUUCAGCGGCUUUCUUUGAAGAGGAGCGCAGAGAGUUGGAAAGAAAGCGUCAGAAAAUUCGGCUACUGCAGACCAAGAGGUCCGGAGACGUUUCGUUUAUACGUGACCUGCCGAAAGAAAUCCCGCAACCAUUGUCUGUGGGGACAAAAGUAACCGCCCGACUACGAUCACCGCAAGAUGGACUUUUCACCGGUACAGUAGAGGCGAUCGAUGUGAUGUCAAGUGCCUAUCGCAUCAACUUCGAUCGUCCCGGGUUAGGUUCGCACACGAUUCCAGACUUUGAAGUGGUGGCAAACGAUAAUCCAGAAAAGAUUGCUCUGAACGCGAUCACCAGGGAUUUUCGGCCAAAAUAUCAAAAUGCUUCCUUUUAUGUGGCUUCUCCGGCGGUUAAAAAUCCGAUUACAGGCAUUAAAGGAGAUCCCUUGCUAGGCGGUGAUAGUUACCCCAAGAUCCCCGGUAUGUCGGACAGUAAGAUGCUUUUCCCAAAAGAUAAUAUCGGUGGCUUCUCGGUCAAACUACUCGAGUUGAUUGUUCGAACAAAAAAGACUCUUUCCGCCAAGCAGAUGAAGCUGCUACGACUUCAAAAUAUGAAUUCGGAAGCCGAGAUCUACAAAUCUUACGCAGAUCCUUUCCCGGAGGAAUUUCAGAAGCGUUACGCCUCGCUAGUGGUUGCCAUGGAAAAGCUCAACCGAAACAUACACGAGCAGCUCAAUCAGCUACAGGUGAGCUGCAAGAGCCUUACGCAGGAUCCAGGAAUCCUUGCGAUGAUCUCGCCUAGUCACCUGAGGGAACAAUGUCGUGAACAGGCGGAUGAAACCUUUGACAAGAACAACCACGGUCAGCUUACCAACGAUGGAAUGAUCAAGCUGAUCAAGGAUCUCACCACCAUCAUGUACGUCGCGUCCAAUCUGGGAUCGAACGAGGGCCAAACCGAACACUGUCUGGAGGUACUGAAGGGUUGCCUGGAGGAAACGAAGGGCCGGCUCGAUUUUGACAACAUGGCUUCGUUCCAGCGGGGUGUUCAUCAGCACAUUCGGCACAUCCAGGCGGGUUUUGCGGCAGCUCACCGGUCGAAAGUGGAAGACGCGAACAGGAAGGAAACGCUCAAUCAGAUUGACAAGUAACGAUAAAACGUGUGGGUUUCGGUGGGGUGUGUGCAUUUUCUUUUUCUUAUAUCAGUCGUCAAACUUAGCCGGUAAAUGUAGAUGUAGAAACUGAAUUAUAAUCGAAUGGAGAACGAACAAUAAACUGAAUUGGGUUCUCGAGAGUCUAUUUGCGAAA
Molecule: messenger RNA, 2211 nt
Organism: Topomyia yanbarensis
Lineage: Eukaryota; Metazoa; Arthropoda; Insecta; Diptera; Culicidae
Gene: mip130
Product: protein lin-9 homolog
Exons: 3
Coding region: 213-2054 (613 amino acids)
Biological process (GO): DNA-templated transcription; regulation of transcription by RNA polymerase II; regulation of cell cycle
Cellular component (GO): transcription repressor complex; nucleoplasm
Molecular function (GO): DNA binding
Source: RefSeq, a predicted model, not a curated record